This is a messenger RNA of Aspergillus steynii IBT 23096, 1856 nucleotides long. Its product is annotated as tRNA-splicing endonuclease subunit SEN54 family protein. Bases 82 to 1443 code for a protein of 453 amino acids. Lineage: Eukaryota; Fungi; Ascomycota; Eurotiomycetes; Eurotiales; Aspergillaceae. The transcript has 3 exons. Gene Ontology annotation, biological process: tRNA-type intron splice site recognition and cleavage. The record is from RefSeq and is a predicted model, not a curated record. Gene Ontology annotation, cellular component: tRNA-intron endonuclease complex.
GGUCUCUCCCUCUACCUCUUUCGCUCCCUCCACUCAUUCUGCAAUUCUUCCAAAAUCUCCAAAUUUGGGGACCCUUUCACCAUGGCCGACAUGGACGAGGCUGCCGUUCACCUCCCCUCCAAUGACUCCGCGCCACACUUCGAGACCGACCUGUCGGACGAGACGCAGGACUUCCGCAUGUUGAACAACAUCUCAUUUCUCACAGGCUCGUCCCAUGCCACACUGCCCAAGCGCGGUGAGAAGGACUUCGAACCGAAUCCCACCCUCCUCCAAGCCGAUGUGCUCGCCGCGUCGCGCGAGGCGAUGCACAAUGCCCUUGCGCAUCCCCGGUUCCAUAAUUCCAAGAACAGAGUCGUGGGAUACUAUGCGCCCGACGGACCGACGCCACCUCCCUCCGCAUCCACUCCCCAAUCGGUAGAAACAACAUCAGAGAAUGCACCCGAGCCCAGUGUGUCGCAGGACGACGCGGAGACCCAAACCCAACUGAAGAACGCCGCAGACACGGGGUUGGGGAAUAUUUUCGCCGACUCGUGUGUCUGCAUCCCGAAUCCCAAGGGCAACAUGUUCAAAGCAACAGGCCGCGCAGAUCGGUGGAACCGCGUGUGGCUGCUGCCGGAGGAGGCACUGUAUCUUCUGGAACGAGGCAGCUUGGACAUCCGGUGGCCCUCCGCGUCGACCGGAUGUGACGAGGGAGGUGAUACGGAGGAGACGACGAUCCCAAUGAGCUUGCAGGCGGCGUAUGCAUGCUUCGUUGGAAGCGGGGGGCUGACCGUCGAGCGCUUCUCCGUCUACACAGGGCUGAAACGCCUGGGUUAUUCCGUCUUUCGCGCGCCCGGAUGGUACGAUGAUGCGGACGAGCCGGCUCCCGCAGAAUCGCCCCGGCAGGGUCCUGGACUCGCUGGCAUCUAUGGGCGGUUCUUGGAUUGGUUCCAUAAAUCCAGCACUACAGCCCUUGGGCCGGUGGCUGGUUUGGGAAUCCACCGUAGCUACAAUGACAUCUAUCGCAAGCUCGCCAUUGUCCCAUGGUAUGACCCCACCGCUCCCAAGACCGACCUGCCACGCACAGAGGCGCCAUUCCGCGUCGUGUUCCACAUCUACAAGCCAUCCACGACGUUCCGCAAGACCGCCCCUCCUCCGCCGGACUUCCGCAUCGCCGUUGUCGACGCUCGGACGCAGACGACCAUGCCCACCAUGGCCCAGCUGGGUAGUCUACUCGACAACUCCCCGCUGGACCCGCCCCAAGGCGAGAAGAUGAGUCGGGCGCUCUACAUGCGUCUACGACAGGGAUACCGCAGCGUCAUUCUGGCCGUGGUGGACCAGGGCGUGGUCAGCUAUCUGCGGAUUGCCGACGCGGCCUUUGGAAAGGAGAAGCUGUAUGCAUUCGAGGCUCCGAAAGGGAACAAAAAGGGCGGCUUUUCACGGCCCAAUCCGAAAGGACGAUGAACGAGCUCGACACGUUGCAACCGUUUCGACAACACUCCAUCAGACUUCUACAGCAGUAGAAGCAAGAUGAAGGGACGCUGAAGCAUGUCUCUCCUAUUUUUGUGAACAGACUGUGAACACUAUGAACAGACCCUGCAAUCCAUGGAACAAUGGAUGAAGGGGUCUAAAGGGAGAUAUGUACUGAUCUGCCAUCAUCUUUAGAACGUCCGUCCAUGAAGAAAGGUCGGAAGUUAGAUGCCAGAUGGCUAAGCUUGUGCUUGGUAGUCACGGCUCGAGUGCUCGCUCGCUAGUAGCCAGCACGCAAUACACCUGAACUCCGAUGUACAGGAUAGAGGACUUCGAGAGAUGAAACCGAGAAAUCAACGCCAUCUGUAGUUCUAAGCGCUAUACAGAUCUAAGACAACCAUCCCUUU